AUGCCUGAAGAGUUUCCCAUUCAUAUCCUCUUGUACGCAGCAUCAGGAUGUAUCCUGGAUUUAAAUAUGGCCCAUCAAAGUUUUACACGAUUGCACAACGGGUUCUUAGGAAUUCCUCACAUGUUCUCCAUUGUCAGGCUUUUAGGAUCAAGGUCAUUGCCAUGGCUUAUUCGAGCUCUACUAGACUACAUAUCAAAUAAGAUAACAACACUUGAACCCAUGAUUGCAGGAUUGCAAGAAGCAUUGCCAAAAUCUAUUGGACUGCUUCCUUUUGAUGGAGGUGUUGCAGGCUGUCAAAGAAUAGUCAGAGAACAAUUGAACUGGGGAUCAAAGUUAGAACUAAAGUCAGAGGUUCUGCAUGGCAUAAAAGAAAUUGGAAGUGUAUUAUAUUUGCUGGGGCUUCUUGAUACUGUGCUGACUGCUCCAUGGUUGGGCUUGAUUCCUGGAGCUGAUGGACAAAUAUUGCAUUCUCAACCUGGUGAUAGCCCAAUUGUCACCCUCUUCAAAUCUGCAACUGCUACAAUUGCUUCACACCCUACAUGUUCAAAUCCAACAUCCUUCUACACCAUAUCCAAACAGGCCGAAGCUGCUGAUACGUUGUACAAGGCAAACUUGAAUACAGGGAGCCUGCUGGAAUAUGCCCUUGCUUUUACAAGUGCAGCAUUGGAUAAGUACUGUAGUAAAUGGAGCACAACUCCAAAGACUGGGUUCAUUGACAUUACAACAUCAAAAGACUUCUAUCGUGUAUAUAGCGGCCUUCAAUUUGGAUAUUUGGAGCAAUCUGUUCAAGCACCCCCAAACAAUCACGAAGUUUUAGGUGAUUCUGUAGCUUGGGGUGGUUGUACUAUUAUUUACUUGCUUGGUCAACAACUGCACUUUGAGCUCUUUGAUUUUUCUUAUCAACUCCUCAAUGUAGCAGAGGUAGAAACUGCAUCAAUUACACAAACAGUUAAGACUGCUAGUUUUGUGCAGGGGUGGGAAAGCCUAUUAGAAGCUAUGAAGAAAGCCAGAAGAUUGAACAACCAUGUAUUUUCAAUGCUGAAAGCACGUUGCCCACUCGAAGACAAGACAGCAUGUGCAAUCAAACAAAGUGGUGCCCCCCUUCAUCGGAUCAAGUUUGAAAAUACUGUCUCUGCAUUUGAAACACUGCCGCAGAAAGGUACAUGAAUGUCUUGUGUAUUCAAAUAUUCCUAUGGCCUCAAUGUGCUCUUAUGUAUUAAUUUCAUUGUCCAUAUCGUCAAAAUUUUGUGAUAGUUACAUCAUGUAAUGUCUGUUGACUGAAUGUGAUUAACUGACCCCUAAUAAUAUUCAUAAGUGGAAAACUUGCAACUUUUCUAA
Molecule: messenger RNA, 1338 nt
Organism: Nelumbo nucifera (sacred lotus)
Lineage: Eukaryota; Viridiplantae; Streptophyta; Magnoliopsida; Proteales; Nelumbonaceae
Source: RefSeq, a predicted model, not a curated record